GUUGCUGCUGCUGGUGCUGGUGCUGCCGGGACCUCCGCGGCGGGAGCGGCGGCGGGAGCCAGGCGGACCCGGCCCGGCCAUGGACGAGCAAGCAGGGCCCGGCGUCUUCUUCAGCAACAACAACAACAACAACGCGCUGCUGCUGCCGCCGCCGGCGGGCGGGCCGGGGCUCGAGCCGGGCGAGGCGGCGGCAGCGGCGGCCGCCGCGGCGGUAGCGGGAGGAGGCGGCGGCGGCGGGGGGGUCGCAGCCUCCGGAGCCGCCGCGCCGCUGUCGGCGUCCCGGGCUCAGUACAGCGUGCCGGGCAUCCUGCAUUUCCUGCAGCACGAGUGGGGCCGCUUCGAGGCGGAGCGCGCCGAGUGGGAGGCGGAGCGGGCGGAGCUGCAGGCCCAGAUUGCCUUUCUUCAAGGUGAAAGGAAAGGACAGGAAAAUCUGAAGAAGGAUCUAGUGAGAAGAAUCAAAAUGCUGGAAUAUGCACUUAAACAGGAAAGGGCUAAAUAUCACAAAUUAAAAUAUGGCACAGAAUUGAAUCAGGGAGAUAUGAAGCCACCAAACUAUGAUUCUGAUGAAGGGAAUGAGGCAGAGAUUCAACCACAACAGAAUAGUCAGCUAAUAUGGAAACAAGGACGACAGCUGCUAAGACAGUAUCUACAAGAAGUGGGCUACACGGACACGAUAUUGGAUGUGAAGUCAAAACGAGUGCGAGCUUUAUUGGGCCUCUCAAGUGAUGCUUCAGAAAAAGAAAACAGAAAUCAAGAGCCGAUGGUAAAUGGCACAGAGGGCCAGAUUAAAGAAAGCACAAUGAUCGGGAAACCUGAAUUGACUGACUCUGCCUCUCUGCUAGAGACCUUCAAGUUUCUUGAAAAUGCAGCUGCAGAAUUUAGUGAUGAAGAAGAUGAAGAAGAUAUUGAAGGAAGAGAGAAAACAAUCAUUGAUACCGCAACAAUUGUAAGGAAAAGAGUGCUGUCUGAGAGCAGUGAAGACAGAGAUACAGAAGAAGCUUUGAAAGAGUUUGACUUUUUGGUUACCUCAGAUGAUGGUGAUGGGGAAUCGAGAAGUUCAGGAGAUGGAACAGACUGGGAAAAGGAAGACCAGUGUCUCAUGCCUGAAGCCUGGAAUGUCGACCAGGGAGUUAUAACCAAACUCAAGGAACAAUACAAAAAGGAGCGCAAGGGGAAAAAGGGGGUGAAGAGAAAAACUACCGAAGAUAUGUUUCAGCCUCAAUCCUAUAUAAAACAGUCAAAACAGGGAUGUGGGAAAAUGAUGGAGCAAAGCACAGGGCCCAACAGGUCAAAGCUGCAAGAUAUGCUUGCAAACUUGAGAGAUGUUGAUGAUCUCCCUUCGUUACAGCCAUCUGUUGCACCUUCUUCUAGGCCCAGUAGCUCAAGGCUCAUUGAACAUGAGAUAAACAGGACGGAUGAAGUGGAAGCUUUAACAUUCCCUCCUUCUUCAGGGAAAUCUUUCAUUAUGGGAACAGAUGAAGCCCUUGAAAAUGAACUGGGUCUUGGAGAACUGGCAGGCCUUACUGUAGCAAAUGAGGCAGAUUCGCUGACUUAUGAUAUAGCCAACAAUAAGGAUGCAUUGAGAAAGACUUGGAACCCCAAAUUUACAUUAAGAAGUCACUUUGAUGGAAUAAGAGGUCUCGCUUUUCAUCCGGUUGAACCAGUCUUAAUAACAGCUUCAGAGGACCAUACUUUAAAAAUGUGGAAUUUACAAAAAACAGCCCCAGCAAAAAAGAGUGCUUCUCUUGAUGUAGAGCCAAUAUACACCUUCAGAGCACAUAAUGGACCAGUGCUCUGUGUGGUGAUGAGCAGUAACGGUGAACAGUGUUACAGUGGGGGAACAGAUGGCCUUAUCCAUGGCUGGAACACAACCAACCCGAAUGUUGACCCCUAUGACUCUUAUGAUCCUUCUGUUCUAAGAGGUGCUUUUGUAGGCCAUACUGAUGCAGUGUGGGGUCUGGUUUACAGUGGAGCGCACCAGCGAUUGCUGUCCUGUUCAGCAGACGGCACUAUACGUUUAUGGAAAGCUACAGAAAUUGCUCCAGCUCUCAAUGUAUUUAAUGAUAAUCAAGAAAUGGGAAUCCCUUCCUCAGUAGAUCUUGUGAGCAGUGACCCAAGCCUCAUGGUAGCAUCAUUUAACAGUGGACACACUAGCAUUUUUAACAUGGAGACACGGCAACGAAUUCUUACCCUGGAGUCCAGUGUGGAUACAACAAUCAGUUCCUCCUGUCAGAUAAACAGAGUCAUCAGCCAUCCAACUCUUCCAAUUAGUAUCACUGCUCAUGAAGACAGACACAUCAAAUUCUACGACAACAAUACAGGAAAACUGAUCCACUCCAUGGUAGCUCACUUAGAUGCAGUUACAAGUUUAGCUGUUGAUCCUAAUGGCUUGUAUUUGAUGUCUGGCAGUCAUGACUGCUCAAUUCGCUUGUGGAAUCUUGAAAGCAAGACCUGCAUCCAAGAAUUUACUGCUCAUCGCAAAAAAUUUGAUGAGUCAAUUCAUGAUGUGGCAUUCCACCCCUCCAAAUGUUAUAUUGCCAGUGCAGGAGCUGAUGCCCUGGCUAAAGUGUUUGUAUGACAGUGCUUCCUGUUCAACUUUAGCUUUGUAUAUAUUUAACCAGCUGCACAAAGAGAAGAGGAGGGCAUGAGUUGUUUUAUCCUGCCCUGUAAUUCAGAGAAUGUUUGUAAGUGUUUAGUUUUGCAGGGUGCUGUUUUCUAAAUUGAGGUUUGCUCUGAUUUCUGUGAGCUCAGCUGGUGCUGAGAGCUUGGAAUCUCUCAGUUUCACAUAGUUAAAAAAAAAAUAAAAAAAUAAAUGCUUUUAUUUUAGAGGGUGUGAAUUUUCGUCCAGGCAGGCCUUGGGUGAAACUAGGUCUACGUAUUCUCUAUUAAUAAAAUGAGAGUACUGGAAAGAAGGGGUCUAAUUGCAUCAGGGAGUAGGAAAAGAGGGAAACUUCCUAGGAUGCUUCUCAUUGAGGAAUCUUAAUGUUAAAUCACCUGGAAAAAGUGAUUCAGAGUCAGUUCACAUGCUCAUUACUGUAUCACGUGAGAGGCACUUUGUCAUCCCUUUGGUAUGAAUAAGUAGAUCUUGUUCAGAGAGCAGUAGCGGAUUGUUAAUCUCAGCCUAAUUUGGUUGCUAGCCUAAGGUAAAUUCAGUUAAAGGAAAGCAGAUUACUAACAUAAAUUAAAAUGCAGCAAAGUUUCUGUUACAUCUUCUAUGUUAUACAGUAAAUAUUUAGUUUGCAAAAAAAUUUAUAUAAUUUUUAAAGACUGUAUUAGCAUAUGGCUAGAAGCUGAGCCUUUACUCUAAGUCCCAAUUAACAACAGACUGAAGCAGUCUGUAUAUACUGUAGUAGCGAUCUUAACUUAUUCAAUGCUGUUUAUUCUUGGAGAUCUGGCACAAGAAAUUAUCCUAAAGCUUUCCAAAGAAGCUGUCGUACAAUUUAGUUAUCAAACAUUCAUCUCCUCUUCCUGUUUCUGCUAAAAAGGGCAUUCUGGGCAUUAAAAGAUAACAUGAAAUACUUUUUUUGAAGAUUAAAAUUAUACCUAAUGCUUUGUAUGAGUCCUAUUAGUGGAAUAGGUGGGAACUAUACAAAACUCCAUCAGUUUGAGAGAUUCUGCUACUUCUGGAGGUAUUUCCCAGCUUCACCUUUUGUGGGACGUUCUAACUUGUCCGCUUUGCUGGAUGUAUCGUGCCAUUGAUUAGGUUACCUGAAGAAUGAGUGCUUCUUGUAACUACUCAACAGAUGUGCUUUGUUUAUCUAUUCAGAGCUUCUCUGUUGACUCAAAUGACAAAUAACUAUUAAUCCAAUCUUUUAGUCUUUUUAUCCCUUCUUAGAGGAAGGUGAGUGGAUUCUUUUCUAUUAUGUGUCAUCAUCAGAGUUAUUGUUCAUAAGCGUGAAGUUGGUCUUUUCCUCUAAUGGGAAUGGAAAGCAGAAUUUCUGCUGGAGAUGAUUUCUGAUGCUGAUGUGAGUAGGAAAGAACCCAAUGCAACUCUUCAUAUACCAACCUGAGGUUAAGACUGGAAACUGAUAAAUAAAUCUUUACCUUUAAACUGACACUUUGUAAACAGAAGUAAUUGAAAGAUAUCAAAAUAGGGUUUGACUGUGUUGUUUUUAGAUGGCAUUAGGGGAUGGGACCACAUUUGAAGCUGAUCUCAGAGUUUAAAUCAAGUAUAUUAUUUAGGUAAAAGGUUGACCUGUGUGCUGUUUGAGCCUGCAACACAUUAUAUGUACUGCUAAAAUAUCCUGGAAUGCCUUUUAUUGCUCAGAAUAUUCAGAUAUGUCACUUCAUGAUAUUGAUAUGCAAUAUAUUUCCAUAGAUAAGAUUAGAACUUCUACCAUAAAACAGAUGACUACAAUAAUAAUACAGAUUAUUUAGUUUUUAUAAAAUGUUUUGGUUAUGAUGGAAGGGGGGAAACUUGGCUGCAAAACUGAGCAUUCAGCUUUGUGAGAGUUCUGUGUACUUGACUCAUAUUCUUUCAGUGUCAUUAUUUUAUUUCUUUUUGAAGAGAAAAUUGCAAAGAUUUAUUUGAAAAAUUCUAAAAGUUAUGUAUAUUAUAUAUGUGUAUAUAUAUUGUAAACAUGUAUUAAAUGUGUCUAGUAAGGGAAGACUCCAUGGGUGCAUUUUAAUGUUUUAGUAUUAAGAGUUCUCUUGAGUUUGUGUAUACAGAGGAUAAUGGUGUGAGUAUGAAAUGAAUGUUGUGCUUUUGCUUACACAGUACAAUAUGUAGUCACAGUUGUUUAAAUUGCUGUACAUAAAAACUAGUAGGCCAGCAUGCUUGUUUUUACAGACUGUCAUUCUGAUUACAAUUGGAAUGUAAGACGUGGCUGUUCAAAUGUGAAUUGAAAGAUGUUUCCUUCUCGCUAUUGAGCUCUUGCUCAAACUGAAAAGUGAUUUCUUUUUUUAAAGCUGGCAAUAGCUAGAGGAUGAGGUGCCUUUAAAAAAAACAAAAACAAAACAAAUGUAGCCUUACAAAGAGGUUGUGGAGUAUAUAUAUUUUUGUGCUUGUCUUCAUAAUUGAUGUCAAUGUCUUUUUACUGAACUUGCUCACAUACUUGUAGGACUGCAGGGUAUUGUGCAUGAGCCUGUCAGAUCUUCUGAACAUCAUCAUAGGAGAUAGGGUUGAAAAAAUUAUUUAGGUUAUCUAGUCCAUCUGCUUGCAAAAGCAGGGUUGUACACUUGUGAGUUUUAAUAUUGUCUUGGCCAGUGAGAUUUUAUAUAUGUUCUAAACAAUUAGGCUUCCUUUGGAAGAUUAUUUCAAUGAUUACAUCUCACUGACAGGAGAAUUUACUUGAUGUUGAGUAGCUCUUUUUUGUAAUUUUGUGCCAGUAUUCCAAGCCUUGUUUUGUACCAUUUUGCAUAUUCCUCAUGGUCUUUGUAAUUUGGAACCCGCAUGCACACACUGGUUCUAUCUGUAUAUUUCCGUUCCUUUCUGCUUUCUUCAUGCUAUUUGUUUAGUCUUCUUCUUUUACACAACUUUUUCUUGUUUUCAGCUUUUAGCUCAGUUCUCCAUAUCUCGGUGUCCAUACUACCAUUCCACAUGCAUGAUUUGUUGGACUUAGUCUGAAGGUCAUCUCUUAAGUGUGGUUGUUGUUUGGUAGGGUUUAUCCUCUGUAAUGUGAUGCUUUUAUGUAGGAAGACCAAAAUUCUGUUGUCUCCCGAACCCAAAUCGUAUUUCUUUAUUUCUCACAACUGCUUUAAAUAACUUUGAGCAUUGCUCCUUUUCGAGUUUCUUCUUCACUUUCAAUAUGUUGUUAUGAACCUUUUGCAGCUAGAGACUUAAUUCCUGUUUCAUGAUUAUCUUGGGUCUUACACGCUUUGAACUUCUGACCCCUGAGGGCACUAAAUUAUUUUUAUUUGUUCCCCUUUUGUGUGCCCUCCUUCCUGGUUCAAUGUCAUAGUAACUUUCAUUAAUGUGAUACAUACUUUAAUUGAAAGUGUAAACAAAACUGGACCUAAGGCUUAUUCUUGCAAAAACCAUUUUUCUACAACAUCAGUAUAUAGUGUUUUACCAUUGCUAUUUUUCCCAUAUCUAAUUUACAUGCUAAAUUCUUUUCAUGGUUAACUCAUAUAAUUUUUUGUGUAUGUUAGCCUGUGCUACUGAUUUUGGUUUUACUAACUGAUUUAAUGGAGAAUUUUCAGUUUUUCUGUAUGUUGAAAGUUGGUCUGCUAGUUUUAAAUACUCUUAAUUUACUUCGCUGUGCUGUUUGCUUUAACAUGUUACCAAAAUGCCUGCUCAGAAUGAUUUGGAGUAGCCUGGAAGAAGCUCCAGAUAUAUUGUGUCACUCUUACAAAGUUCUGGUGUCUGCAUUUAUUUUUGUGCCUCAAAGAGAAAACUUUUGACAUACCACAUAAGUGAUUUUAUUACUUUUAAAAGAAUCACCUGAUGAAUAUUUUGGAAUCUCAUUUGUCUUUAUUUUGAUAAAAUAUGUUCUCUAGCAAGAAGCCUGUAUAACUAUAUGCCACAUACUAUGGAUUAUUUUUUUAGGAUGUAUAUUUUCAAAUAAUGUUAAGUUAAAGCAGUUCCAUAUGCAAUGUGGUUGAGUAAGUGUGUGGUGUUCACCAUACAGCUUUGUGAUUAGGUCAUACAACACCAUUUUUCAGUUGUGAAUUUAAAGUAACCAGAAACUUGUCCUUUUCAAUAAAUAUGGGAUAGACAAAGGGCUUAGUUACACCACCUUUUCAGUACACUUGUUGGAUCACAGAUGUGUCCCCAUUCCUUCUUCCUUAUGUUUUAACAAUGUAAUUUUGGGGAACAGCAAGUUCCAUAAACUCAUGUGUCAUUUGAGCAGUGUUUGAUGGGCAGAAGUGUUAGUCUAUCUCAAAGGAAACAAAAAAUUGAAAAGGGGGCUUAACCUUCAGAUAAGCAAGUUCGGGGUUUUUCAAAUGCCUUUCAAGGUGUGUAUUUGGGAGCGUUUACAGGCUGUGGUUAAGCAGAGUGUUUGCAGACUGUCCCGGGUAUCCAAAAGCCUACUUGAUACCUGUGUGAAAUACCUAGUAAACCUGAAUUGCAUUAAGGAGGGAAAUGCAGCCAUUGUACUUGUCCUGUGUCUGUACAGGAGACUGUAGGAAGCAGGGAAACCAUUUGCUGAACUCUCUAGGGGAUAGAGUGUAGGUUAAAUGGCCGGAACUGAUGUGCCCUUCAUGUGUCUGGUGUCAUCGUGGUGGAUUUGGCUGAGGAGCAGUGCAGUGGUUAGCCUGAUGGUGCCACAAAGAAAAACAUAAAAAUUUAGAAUAACAAAUUUACUAAGGCUUUCCCAAAGUUGCAGGUUGUAUAAAGGAUAAAAUCUACUCUCUAUAUCCAGAUUCCAAAUUACACACUGUUUUGUCAAAAUAGAAGGCGAAGAUUUUUCAAAUUUCAAAAUUUUGGAUGAGAUGGCAAGAGAUUUGUAAUAGCUAUUACUUAAAAUCUAAGAACAGAACUUACUCUUCUGCUGACACAGUCUUCAUGUUGGAGAACCCUCUUAUGUGAAGAUAAGCUCCUCAGACAGUGGGACUACUCUUUUGCAUUGGAUAAGCAUUUAUUUAAAAACAGAACACAGGACUAAGUUUUUGUCUCAUGUCCUUUAGUAUUGAACCAAAGUCACAAAGUUUGGGAUGCAGAGUAGAAUUUUAGCUUUGUUCCUCAGUUUUGUUUUUUUUCUUUAGUUAUAACCUACAUAGUUAAUAUAUAUUAUAUACAGUGCCAUCUAUAUGACACACUUCACAUUAAACAGCCCAUGCUGUA
Chiroxiphia lanceolata (lance-tailed manakin) is the source of this 7726-nucleotide messenger RNA. It is a transcript of the gene STRN, whose product is annotated as striatin. Gene Ontology annotation, molecular function: armadillo repeat domain binding; calmodulin binding; protein phosphatase 2A binding. The record is from RefSeq and is a predicted model, not a curated record. Gene Ontology annotation, cellular component: dendrite. Lineage: Eukaryota; Metazoa; Chordata; Aves; Passeriformes; Pipridae. The coding region runs from base 80 to 2578 and encodes 832 amino acids. The transcript is spliced from 19 exons.